AUGUCAGGUCAGAUGCCAUUUAACCCUACUCAGUCCCCACCACCAUGUAUGCCACCCCCUUUCAAUAUGGCUCCUCAAAUGCAACCGAUGGCAGAUAUUGGUCCUCAAACACCUGUAGAUGCACCUUCUACCAGCCAUAGAGGCAGUUGCACACCAAUUGCAUCUGUUGAGAUUUCAGAGGGUGAACAUGACUGUAUGCUAUACUUGAACAAACCUUUUCGCCUGGUUGCAAGAGGUAGAGUAUAUCAUACAGUGGCUGGGGACUCCUUACAUAAUAUGGCUCUUCCUCCAAAGCAUGGUAAGGUUUCUAUAGAGGUAGUGCAACGACAUGAGGAGGACUCUACACUGCCUGUCCCAAAUGAAGAAGCAAACUUGUAUUCCCUAAGAGAUGCCAUUGGUACUUAUGUUUCUUGGCCAUUAUCCCUAAUCACUUUAAGACCCAAGGUUGCCCCUUCAUCAGGUAAAGGGUUAGGGAAAGAGAUAAGCUACUCAAAAGAGUUCAUUGUUGGUCCAUCCAAUAAAGGUAGCACUGGUUGUGUGUCAUCGGAGAUUCUUAAGUUGGCAGAAGCCCAAGCUGCUGCAUGCUUGGAUAUGAUGAAGCUGCUUGUGAGAAGUGAUCAAGCCAUUGAUAUAGCUACAUUUCAACUGACAAGUGAGCAUUGGGGUAAAGAGUUUUGUGACAUUGUGGGGAAGGAAAACAUCAUAGAAGUCAUAUGUCGACAUUGGUUGAGUGCCUCUAGCAUUAAUCUUUACAUACGAUAUUUGUGUGAAGCUUAUUUGCAUGGGACAAUGGCAAAUAGAUUCUCAUUUAUAUCUUCGUAUGAAAUGGAUGAAGCGCUCAAUCCAAACCCACAUCAACAUAUAACUGAAAUGUUGAAGCGUCAUAUGGGUGAAGAUCACUUGAUUUUUGCACCUUAUAAUGUUGGGCAACAUUGGGUCUUGGUUGCCAUCAAUACUGGUGACGAGACUAUCUAUUACAUGGACCCUCUACGCAAGCAGCUGAAGAUCAGAACACACAUGCAAAACCUAUUUAAUAAGUAA
Molecule: messenger RNA, 1041 nt
Organism: Abrus precatorius (Indian licorice)
Lineage: Eukaryota; Viridiplantae; Streptophyta; Magnoliopsida; Fabales; Fabaceae
Exons: 5
Coding region: 1-1041 (346 amino acids)
Biological process (GO): proteolysis
Molecular function (GO): cysteine-type peptidase activity
Source: RefSeq, a predicted model, not a curated record